This is a messenger RNA of Tetrahymena thermophila SB210, 1155 nucleotides long. Its product is annotated as alpha/beta fold hydrolase. Gene Ontology annotation, molecular function: lipase activity. The transcript is spliced from 8 exons. The record is from RefSeq and is a predicted model, not a curated record. Gene Ontology annotation, cellular component: membrane. NCBI's taxonomy places the organism in Eukaryota, Ciliophora, Oligohymenophorea, Hymenostomatida, Tetrahymenidae.
AUGGAAGUAAGAGUUAUUAAGAAUACUAGCUUUCCUGUUGAUCUCAAUACUGUUUUUAGUGAAGAUGAUAAAUUUUUAGGCACAUUUGAAUGUAAAGAAUAUCGUUUAACAAGAAAAUUCAUUGAAGGAAAGGGAAUAGCAAUGAGAUUAUAUUACAACCAUAUGGAGCCUAUAGUUAAACCUAAGAAAGCCACGCUAAUCAUUGUUCACGGAUUUGGAGAACAUUCAGGCAAAUUCUUAGAUUUCGGAGAAUUCUUUGUUCUAUAAGGUUUUGAUGUUCACUUCAUAGAUUUGAGAGGUUUCGGAUAUUCAGGAGGUGCUAGAGGUGUGUCUGUCAUAGAAGAUAUGAUAGCAGAUAUUGAAAUGUGCAUGAGAUAAGUUUAGGAAGGAUUGCCACUUUUCUUAUUUGGCCACAGCUUAGGAGGUUUAUUAGUGACAUCAUUAGGCGCAAGAAAUCCUCACAUAAAGAUAGCUGGUAUUAUAGCAAAUGCACCUCUUUUAGGAUUACCUAAGGAUAGAAACAUAGAUAUAUUUAAAAUGUUUACUUUAAAGUUAGUUGGUGAUUUUUUAGGAGAUAUUGUUGCUAAUUCUAUGAUUAAUCUUACAGCUUUAACAUAGAACGAUAGAUUUUUAAGAACAGCACUUGAAGAUAAGCUUAUGAUACCAUUUUUAGGAGCUAAAAUGGCAAAAAGUAUGCUUUGGGCUAUAGAAAUGAUUCAAUAACAGGCCAAAGAAUUCAAAUUUCCUAUUUUUGUAAUGCACGGCAACAGUGAUUUCGUUACCAACCACUUAGAUUCUAUUAACUUUUAUGAGAACUGCUCAAGCAAUGAUAAAAAAAUUAAGUUAUUUGAGGGUGGUUACCAUCAAAUGCAGCAUGACCAUUAAGUAGGUGAAAUACAAAAGCUAAUCGUUGAAUGGAUGGAUGAAAGAGUUCCUCAUUCAGUUAAGUUUGAUAAGAACUUUAAGGUGACUUACAAAUCUCACUUACAAGAUAAUUUUGCUAGAUCCAUUAAAAGAAAUAUAAUGAUUGCAGUGGCACUCGUAGUUUAUUUAAUCCUUUUGAAAAAAAUUUUAUAAAAAUUCCCAAGCGCUCCUUUACUUUAAAAAAUACUAUUUCCUCUAUUCUACUCAACUCUAAAAAAUUUAAAGUAAUGA